AUGGACCAAAUGUUAGAAUGGUUGGCUGGGAAGGCCUACUAUUGCUUCUUGGAUGGGUACUCCGGGUACAAUCAGAUUGUUGUGGACCCGGUGGAUCAAGAGAAGACAGCUUUUACAUGCCCAUUUGGG
Messenger RNA from Trifolium medium, 129 nucleotides. NCBI's taxonomy places the organism in Eukaryota, Viridiplantae, Streptophyta, Magnoliopsida, Fabales, Fabaceae. The record is from the annotation of a GenBank genome assembly.